AUGCAUCUGUGCCUCUCGCAAUGUAUCUGCACAGUCGCGAUUGGCAUGGAGGUUGCUUCUUGGGAUGCACUGCUGCGCAUCAUUCAGUUUGCUGAAGACGGGACGUGGCGACCUUUUCCACAUGUCUUCCCCAAGGUGGAUCCUCUUGUACUACUUCACGCCUUGGUUCCUGAAUCUGAACGGAAGAAGUUCGCAGUUCGAGUCACAGCUGGGAGGGCCGCCGACGAUGACCACGAUCAGGUCUACCCUCUCUUCAAGCUUCCAGGCUAUGCGGGCGUGGCCUUCGAGUCGAACCCUCGAGCGCUUCAGGACCUAAGCACAAGUCUGGCGGCUGCGAACGAAAGCGGGCGCAUGUUUGCAGAACCGUGGACGCCGCAGAACGACAGUGCUGGCCCGCCGCUGCACCUGUACAGCGUGCCUCAGGACUUCGAUAUCUUGCAGCUUCGCACCCGAUCUCUUGAUUUGGAAGUCCUGCGCGGCAUGCUGGAUGCGGCUUACAGGCCCAAAGUGCUGGUGAUGGGCGUGAGGCUGGACAUGCCCCCGCCCUUCGAGUACGAAGCGGUUCCUGCUGCCGAUGCGGAGCAAGAGUGCAUGCAAGCAGAAGGAGCGUUCGGUGCUUCUCUCGCAAGAGCCUGGGCAGAGUUAUCUCGGCGCAGAUACUCCUUGGUGGCACUGGAGGGCUCCUCAGCUGCAUCGUGCGAGGGUCGAAAUGAAGGCCAGGCGUGGUUCGUGCACAACGAGGCCCUACGUGUGGUGGGACCGCUGGUCUCAUGGCAUGGCAUGGUCCGAAUGUUCUGGGCGCAGGUGGACAUGAAGUGUGCGCCAACCCAGCAGCUUUUGGCGGAUAUUCUUCGGCUGUCGGGCAUGUUGGAUGGGUUGGCAGGAUGGACCGGUGCGGAGAUGUCCUCGCACAUUGCGAACUUGGCAUCGCAGCCUCCGGUGCGCACGUACAUCGAAGAGCACCAGGCCGGUCUGAUCCACCGGUGUCCAUGGCAAAAGCUUGUCAUGCAAGUGGGCCCUCCGGGCUAUGCGUCAAGCCUUCAAACGCUCUUGGCCAGAGUGCGACGUGAAGGCUUGUCCAACCCGUUCAGCGCAGCAGCUGGAACUGGAUGUCCGUCCCGGUGUGCUACAGUGUCUGAUGCCCUUUGGAAUGACACCGUGCCCUAUCGCGGCGGCCGGUGGGACAUCGGAGACACAGCGGAUGAUUUGGAAAAUGCUUGGAUCCGGCGCUUUGGACCGGUCCGGCAGAGGAUCCAUGAAGUGUUUGGCUGCUAUGUGCCAAUCUUUGUCAAUUGGUUCGGCUUACUCCACAAGGAUCGUUCAGACUACCAACCUUACAAACGUGCUUGGGCAACUGUGGCCACAGCUAUAUUGUACAACCCGGAGUGCAACUUCAUAGCGCUGUCUGUCCUCGACCGAGGGCCAACCGUUCCAGGGGGAUCAAAAAAGGUGAGUUGUGUUGACGAGAUGCCGAACCUGAUGCUGUUCGGGUCCUCUCAUGGACACGUUCCCAUCCCGCUGGUCAGAAAGGAUAGCUGCUCGAUGCAGCAUCUACCUACUCGGUACUAUGUUGCAUGUAUGGGUCGGCAUGGCUACGCACGCUCGGUUGUUCUGGAAGCUCUGCGGACAGACGCCUUCUUGUCUGCGUUGGCAGAUAUGAGCCCACCCUGGCCGCGUGAAGAUCUGGUUUUCACCGGCCUGGCUCCAGGGGGGCGUGCCGGGUUCGAGAGUAUCGCCUCCCAGUCGAAGUUCUGCAUCGUGACUGCCAGGUUGGGUCGGAGUGCCUUCAUGCUCGCUGAGGUGGUGCAAGUGGGGGGCUGCCUUCCGGUCUACAUCUGGGAUGAUGUGGAUUGGGCGGCGCUCGGAGGCAGCAGCAACUUGACAUCGUUCGGGCUGAGCCUCCAGGUGACCCAGCUCUGGAAGCUUCCAAUCCUGCUGCGUCGAAUCACGGACGAGAAGUAUGCCAUGAUGAAGAAGAACAUGGAGCGAUCGAGGGCUGCCUACACAAUGCCUGGAACUCUGGGGGCAAUCCGAGACUUCAUGCUUGGGUUCCCUACACUGCGCUACCUGCCGUUGCCUCCUGAAAGGGCCGCUUACGCACAAGCGCGGCUCUUCAAGAUUGGCAGAGAUGGAGUGCGACGCGUCUGGGCCAAGGGGUCUCGAUCUGCUGCGUAG
Messenger RNA from Symbiodinium sp. CCMP2592, 2175 nucleotides. The record is from the annotation of a GenBank genome assembly. Lineage: Eukaryota; Dinophyceae; Suessiales; Symbiodiniaceae.